Paramecium sonneborni is the source of this 525-nucleotide messenger RNA. NCBI's taxonomy places the organism in Eukaryota, Ciliophora, Oligohymenophorea, Peniculida, Parameciidae. The record is from the annotation of a GenBank genome assembly.
AUGGGAAACCUUUUUGCAAAGUUUACAACUAAACAUAAACCUUAGUUAAUCAUGUUGGGAUUAGAUGCAGCAGGAAAAACAACUAUUUUAUAUAAAUUAAAAUUAGGAGAGAUUGAAAGUUUAAUUCCAAUAAUUGCAUUUAAUUUAGAGAAAAUUUAAAGUAAAUAAUUUGAUAUAAUUGCUUGGGAUAUUGGAGGAGCUGAUAAAAUAAGAACAUUUUGGAAGCCUUACUUUUAGAAUAGCAAUGGAUUAAUUUAUGUUAUUGAUUGUUCUGAUAAAUAUAGAAUGAGCGAAGCAAAAGAAGAAUUACAUAAAUUGCUGCUUGAUACUUUACUUCUUGGCUUACCAACUUUAAUAUAUGCAAAUAAAUAAGACUUAUCAUAAAUGAGCUCUUCUGAUUUAGCUUCUGAAUUAAAUCUUAAAAAAUUUGCUAAGAAUUGGCAUAUACAACCUUGUUGUGCAAUUACAGGCGAAGGACUUGAAAAUGGUCUAAAAUGGAUUUAAGAUUAGUUAGUACUUAAAUGA